GGGGUGGCGCUGGGCGCAUGCUCCCAGGCGCAGUCGUCCGCGCGGGCUUCAGGCCGCUCUAGCCGCUCGUCUCACCUGCUCUCCAGAAGGCGAGCGAGCCCGCGGGGGUCCCUCCAAGAUGGCGGCGCAGAGGAGGAGCCUGCUGCAGAGUGAACAGCAGACAAGCUGGACAGACGACCUGCCACUCUGCCACCUCUCAGGGGUUGGCUCUGCCUCCAACCGAAGCUACUCUGCAGAUGGCAAGGGCACCGAGAGCCACCCACCUGAAGACAACUGGCUCAAGUUCAGGAGUGAGAACAACUGCUUUCUGUAUGGAGUCUUCAAUGGCUAUGAUGGCAAUCGGGUGACCAACUUUGUGGCUCAGCGGCUGUCAGCCGAGCUCCUGCUAGGCCAGCUCAACGCUGAGCAUACGGAAGCUGAUGUGCGGCGCGUGCUGCUGCAGGCCUUUGACGUGGUGGAGCGGAGCUUCCUGGAGUCCAUUGAUGAUGCUCUGGCUGAGAAGGCCAGCCUCCAGUCCCAGCUGCCAGAGGGUGUCCCUCAGCACCAGCUGCCUCCUCAGUAUCAAAAGAUCCUCGAAAGACUCAAGGCAUUGGAGAGGGAGAUUUCAGGGGGAGCCAUGGCCGUCGUGGCUGUCCUCCUCAACAACAAGCUCUAUGUCGCCAAUGUUGGUACGAAUCGCGCACUCUUAUGCAAAUCCACAGUGGACGGGCUGCAGGUGACCCAGCUGAAUGUGGACCACACCACGGAGAAUGAGGAUGAGCUCUUCCGCCUCUCGCAGCUGGGCUUGGAUGCAGGGAAGAUCAAGCAGGUGGGGAUCAUCUGUGGUCAGGAAAGCACCAGGCGUAUUGGGGAUUACAAGGUCAAAUACGGCUACACUGACAUUGACCUCCUCAGUGCUGCCAAGUCCAAACCCAUCAUCGCAGAGCCUGAAGUCCAUGGCGCACAGCCCCUGGACGGGGUGACGGGCUUCCUAGUGCUGAUGUCCGAGGGGCUGUACAAAGCCCUGGAGGCAGCCCAUGGUCCUGGACAGGCUAACCAGGAGAUUGCUGCCAUGAUUGACACCGAGUUCGCCAAGCAGAUGUCUCUGGACGCAGUGGCCCAGGCCGUGGUGGACAGGGUCAAGCGCAUCCACGGCGACACCUUUGCCAGUGGCGGGGAGCGGGCCAAGUUCUGCCCGAGGCAUGAGGACAUGACCCUGCUGGUGAGGAACUUCGGAUACCCACUGGGUGAGAUGAGCCAGCCUGCCCCGACUCCCGCCCCAGCCACAGGCGGACGUGUGUACCCUGUCUCCGUGCCUUACUCGAGCACCCAGAGCACCAGCAAGACCAGUGUAACGCUCUCCCUCGUCAUGCCCUCACAGGGCCAGCUGGUCAAUGGGGCCCACAGUGCCUCCACCCUGGACGAAGCCACUCCCACCCUCACCAACCAGAGCCCGACCCUGACCCUGCAGUCCACCAACACACACACCCAGAGCAGCAGCUCCAGCUCCGAUGGAGGCCUCUUCCGCUCCCGGCCAGCCCACUCACUCCCGCCAGGUGAGGAUGGCCGUGUGGAGCCCUAUGUGGACUUUGCUGAGUUCUACCAGCUCUGGAGCGUGGACCACGGCGAGCAGAGUGCCAUGACAGCCCCAUAGCCCCGGCGGGGAGAGCAGUAUGAGUAGGACCUGCAUGGGGGACCCACCCUGGGCAGGAAGGGUCUUUCCCUCGCAUUGGCCAUGGGGGCCACCUCAGCCUGAACCCCACAGCCCGGUGCUGCAGAGAACAUUCUCAGAGUGCACAGCCACAGACUGGAGCCCUUGGAUCUGCCCUGUCCCUGCCUGGGGGCCGGAGCCACUGGAGCAGUAAGCCUCAGCAGGACCUUUCAUUUCUCCAAACGAAGGACCCAAGCAGGGAAGCUGCCACAACCCGCAGCCCUCCCUCCUCUCCCCUCCGUGCACAUGCAGAAAGAUGUGAAGAGGUGCCUGUGGCCACUCUGGUGCCCCUCUCACCGGAAGUGGUUCCCCCUUUCUUCUUCUGCCUCCAGUGUGAAACCCUGAUGGUCAUUUGAGCCCACCUCUGGCCCCAGCCCCGUGCCCGCCUGGCUGGCUUUCCAUGGCAGACAUUCAGAAAGACCGGGGGAGCUUAGGGACCUGCAGAGGAAGCAGGACUGGUGGGGAGGGGCCAGAGGCAACCAGCCCAAGAGAAACACUGGCCUGGAGCCACUGAGGAAGAGGAAGGAGAUGGGGCUAGGCUUCUCCUGGAGUGGAGUGCUACACAGAGCCAGGGCAGUGACAGGGACGCUCUUAUCUCUUUCCUUGCUCUUGUCUAGUCAGGACCUCCCCAGGGGCUCUAAACCCAGAGGAGCUGCCUGGUUUUCACUUACCAGGAGGAACCACAAUUAGGGAACCACUGAGAUUAGCACUCUCCUCUGCUGACUGAGACUCCUCCAGCCAUGAAGAGCUAGUCUCAAUCAAAUGGGGGGUGCAUUCAAGGAACAGUGGGAGAGGCUCUGGACUGCUCUCGGUGUUGAGGGCCUGAGGUUUGGACUCUGACAUUCUUCUGGGAAGGACCAGCCAUCCCAGGUCUCGAGCUAUCGCCAGUUCCCACUUUCUCUGCCUUCUGUUGGCAGCGAGUACCACCAGGGCUGUCUCUGGGCUUGCCAUUCCUGCCUUCACAGAGCAAGCAGCUUGCAUGGCACAGUACCCAAAACCUUUCUGCCAGUAGCCUGCCCAUUCUGCCCCGGAUCACCAAAGCUGGUUGCUGUGUGCGGCCUUCUACGUGCUCAGACUCUAAAGAGGCAGAGUGCAGUCCCCAGUUCCUGGCCCACUGACUUAGGCAUCCAUCCCGAGCAGCAGAGUGGCUCCCGGCAACAUCAAACCAGUUCUGGAGAGUUCUGCCGCCACCGCCACCGCUGGGAAGUCACUUAUGUUCUGCAGAUGAGCAGACUGAAGUCACAAAGGCUUGGGGACAUAGGGAGCUCUCUUCCAAGGAUGUCUUCAUGAUGCUAUUUGGUCUCUAGAAAUAGAAUCACUUUUUACUUCGGCAAAGAAAUAAACAGUGGUGUGAUUUGGCAUGGUAA
Molecule: messenger RNA, 3057 nt
Organism: Erinaceus europaeus (western European hedgehog)
Lineage: Eukaryota; Metazoa; Chordata; Mammalia; Eulipotyphla; Erinaceidae
Gene: TAB1
Product: TGF-beta activated kinase 1 (MAP3K7) binding protein 1
Exons: 11
Coding region: 119-1633 (504 amino acids)
Biological process (GO): protein dephosphorylation
Cellular component (GO): cytosol
Molecular function (GO): protein serine/threonine phosphatase activity
Source: RefSeq, a predicted model, not a curated record